Molecule: messenger RNA, 5365 nt
Organism: Vombatus ursinus (common wombat)
Lineage: Eukaryota; Metazoa; Chordata; Mammalia; Diprotodontia; Vombatidae
Product: OTU domain-containing protein 7B-like
Exons: 13
Coding region: 591-3134 (847 amino acids)
Biological process (GO): protein K48-linked deubiquitination; protein K63-linked deubiquitination; protein K11-linked deubiquitination
Cellular component (GO): nucleus; cytoplasm
Molecular function (GO): zinc ion binding; DNA binding; cysteine-type deubiquitinase activity
Source: RefSeq, a predicted model, not a curated record
GGCCCCGGCGUGUUUACUGGCCCGCGGUAUUUUUAGCCGCUCUUCAUCCGGGCUCGGCUCCGGGAACUUGCCUUGUUCGAGUAGGGGAUGAUCUGGCGGCGGCUCCCCCCCGGGAAGGUUUGUUCCCCAACACUUAGUGGAGUCCUCGUGUCCCCCGAUGCCCGACCACUGACGGGCAGCGCAGAGCCCUGCAGCAGGAGCACGGAGCAGCUGCUGAACUUCGCUUUGCCUACCUUUAUAUUUUUGUAAACGCCUUGUGUAAAGUUACUCACCAUUGCCAGUGGUAGACUUCUCUUCGUUUGUAUUCCGGAGGUCCCUUUGAAGCAAAUAGCCUCUUCCAUAGUUGGGAGAUUCGUAGAAAUGUAGUCAGUUCUUAGUCAUCACCUUCAUCAGCGGAGAGAAACAGUGUCCUCUCUGUUUUGAUUGUGUGCAUGUGUGUGGACUCUGACCAGAUAGACUGGCUUUUUGCAGCUCAUCCAGAUCAAGGUGGAUGGCUCAGUCUCCUGCUGGUAUUCUGUAUUCAGGUGGAAGCCUGAGUUUUGCUCUAUGUUCCAUCUUCCUCCAGCUGCCUGAGAGGAUUUCAUGAUCACAUGACCCUGGACAUGGAUGCUGUCUUGUCAGAUUUUGUCCGUUCCACGGGAGCAGAACCAGGUUUGGCCCGUGAUCUUUUAGAAGGAAAAAAUUGGGAUGUAAGUGCAGCCCUCAGUGAUUUUGAACAGCUUCGUCAGGUCCAUGCUGGGAACCUGCUCCCACCCUUCAGUGAGGGUCGUAGUGGCCCCAGACCCCCUGAGAAGGGACUUCCUGAAAGGGAGCCCACUCGUCCCCCCCGGCCCACCCUUCAUCGUCAGGAUGACAUUAUCCAAGAGAAACGCUUGUCCCGGGGCAUCUCUCAUGCCAGCUCCAGCAUUGUUUCCCUAGCCCGUUCCCAUGUCUCCCCUAGUGGUGGGAGUGGGGGGACCAGUGAACACCCUCUGGAGAUGCCCAUAUGUGCCUUCCAGCUUCCAGACCUCACUGUAUUCACUGAAGAUUUCCGCAACUUCAUUGAGAGAGAUCUCAUCGAGCAGUCCAUGUUGGUUGCCCUGGAACAAGCAGGGCGUCUAAACUGGUGGGUAAGUGUGGACCCGACCUGCCAAAGACUUCUGCCUUUGGCAACAACAGGAGAUGGAAAUUGCCUCCUGCAUGCAGCUUCUCUUGGGAUGUGGGGUUUCCAUGAUCGGGACCUAAUGCUGCGUAAGGCACUUUACUCACUGAUGGAGAAGGGAGUGGAGAAGGAGGCACUAAGACGGCGUUGGAGGUGGCAGCAAACACAGCAGAAUAAGGAGUCUGGGCUUGUGUAUACAGAGGAGGAAUGGCAGAAGGAAUGGAAUGAGCUCAUCAAACUUGCUUCAAGUGAACCCCGAAUGCAUAUAGGAACCAACGGAGCCAGCUGUGGAGGGGUGGAGAGUUCAGAAGAACCUGUCUAUGAGAGCCUGGAAGAGUUCCAUGUCUUUGUUCUUGCACACGUGCUUAAGAGACCAAUUGUUGUCGUGGCAGACACCAUGCUUAGGGACUCAGGAGGAGAAGCAUUUGCUCCAAUCCCCUUUGGGGGGAUCUAUCUGCCCUUGGAAGUCCCUGCCAGCCGGUGUCACCGAUCACCCCUGGUAUUGGCCUAUGACCAGGCUCAUUUCUCUGCACUGGUGUCUAUGGAGCAGAAAGAGAACUCCAAGGAGCAAGCAGUGAUCCCACUCACAGACUCCGAACACAAGCUGUUACCCUUACACUUUGCAGUGGACCCUGGAAAGAGCUGGGAGUGGGGCAAGGAUGAGAGUGACAACGUCAGGCUGGCCAGUGUGACCCUGUCCCUGGAGGCAAAAUUACACCUGCUACAUAGCUACAUGAAUGUGAAAUGGAUCUCUUUACCUUCUGAUGCCCAGGCUCCCUUGGCCCAACCUGAGUCCCCCACAGCCUCAGCUGGGGAUGAACCCCGAUCUACCCCAGAAUCAGGGGAAUCUGACAAGGAAUCAGUUGGCAGCAACUCUACCAGCAAUGGGGGAAGUGGGCGAAAAGAGAAGCCAAAGCGAGAUCGGGAGAAGGAUAAGAAGAGAGCAGAUUCAGUUGCCAACAAGUUGGGCAGCUUUGGCAAGACUUUGGGCAGUAAACUCAAGAAGAACAUGGGGGGCCUAAUGCAUGGCAAGGGUGCCAAACCUGUUGGGAUUGGGGUGGGGUCUGGGGUGCCACCUAGUAGCAGUGAGAUACUGGACAAGAAAAAGAAAGGCUCAGUCAAGGGCUGGAAGGGCAGCAAGGAGGAUGCAUCUGGGGAUAUCGGUGGGCCUGAAAAGCCUGCACCUGAGUCUCCAGGUGAUGGAGGGAGCAAGUAUAGCCAGGAGGUGAGACUGAGCUUGAGCAUUAUGAGAAUUGCCAUGCAGGGGGAACGUAAGUUUAUUUUUGCUGGAAACCUGAAGAUGAGUCACCGACACCAGUACCAGGAGGAGAUGAUCCAGCGGUACCUGGCAGAUGCUGAGGAGAGAUUCCAGGCUGAGCAGAAACAGAAAGAGGCAGAAAGGAAAAUGAAUGGAGGGGGUGGAAGUGGGCCCCCCCCAGCAAAGAAACCAGAGCCAGAUGGGGGAGAAGAGCUUCUGAGCCCUUCCCCACCAGAGCCCAAGGCUGCAUUCUCUACCAGCCACGCUGGGGGCUUCACCAUCCCCAGGCCAGCUGGGAGUGGUCCCCACUGCCAGGACCUUGGGAGGCAGGUGGCAGGGGGUCCCUGUGGAGGGGAACUCCCCUCUUAUGCUACUUUCCCUAGACAGUGCUCCUCAGGGCGGCCCUACCCCCAUCAGGACCCAGUUCCUUUGGAGAGAGACACUCAUUCUGUGGAUGGAAACCCAGGGGGAUCAUUGUUACCCUCCCCCUUUCGUGUAGCAGACAGCUACAGUAAUGGCUACAGGGAACCCCCAGAGCCAGAUGGUGCUGGUGGAUGGGGUGGAGGGACAGUGGAAGACUUGGGGCUUCCCCUGACCCAGACCAAGUGCAAACAACCGAACUGCAGCUUCUAUGGACACCCUGAGACCAGCAACUUUUGCUCCUGCUGCUACCGGGAGGAACUGAGGAGGAGGGAGCAGGAAAGGGGUGGGGAGCUGUUGGUACACAGAUUCUGAAUGGGGGUGGAAGCUGGGAGGGUAAGGGGGCAAAACAAAGACAGGUAAGCGCUACUGAUUGGCUCAUCGUGACCCAGCCCGUUGUGGGUAGGGCUAAUGCAAUAACUUCUGUGGGACCCAACCCAGGCUUCAGGGUGUUGAGGGGAUGGGUAGCCCAGGCUGCUAGGAGCUGGCCAGGGCUGGGUAGGGGGACUGAGGAAAGUACCUCACAAACAGUAGUAUGCCCCAUGGAACUGGGUGUGUCAGAGUAGGAGAAGCAAAUGGGGACAAUGUUGUGGUCCCACCCAGUAACCCAUCUUUCCCCAUCUUGGGGUGUUAAGGGACAGUUAGCUAUUGAGACACCAUGAGGCUAGUAGAGAAAUAGGCUUGAGGUUGGUGGAAUAAAAGACCAAAGUUCUUUGUAGGUUGGAAAAGCAUGUGACAAAAGGAAGGUUAAAAUAAACUUUCUACUGGUUUGGAUUCAGGUAGAGAGUGGGGUAGGGAUUCUCCCUGGAAGAAGCUAGCAGGACUGGGCCAGUGAUUGGUUGGGGGUGGGGAAAGAAGGCAGUAUUUAGUUUAAAUCACAAGGUUUAUUAUUUCCUAGGUGGAAGGAAAUAAUUUUCCUGUGGUCCUGUUUCCUCCUUAAAAAGAACAAAUUUAAGAAGUCUGUGUCAUUUAUUCCAGUUUUGAAGGGAGGAUUGUUGCUUGUUCUUCCCUACCCUUUUCUGGGUCACAGUUCAAGCUGGGUUGAGGUAGCUGCCAGUUGAUGAGGUUAUGAUUUUAUUUUUUAUUUUAAUUAUCUUAGUUUUAAAGCAUUUUGUGGAGGGAUAGAGGCAGAAGAGCAACUUCUAUGUGUUUGGGGUUUUUUCUGGAUGGAUUUUGCAGAGAUAGGUUGUAGAGAUCAUGAUUUUUGGCCAUAUCGGUAACUAAACAUGGGAGUUUGGGUGGGAUAUGGGCUUGGCUUGGUGGGUGAGAGAUAACUGGCAAGACUGUUAAACAAAAACAAACCCUAAAAAAACCUAAACCUACUAUUCCCAUCCUAUUAGGAGCACUGCUUUAAAGUAGAAUGAAAAAUUAUUUUAUGAACUAAUUUGUUUGAAAAAGAAGAAAAACACACAAAAAGAUUUCUUUUUCUACUUGUGUGACAUUUCUCCUUCCUCUUCACUUCUGGGGAGUGAACUUAAUUAACAUCUAGGCUUCUUUUGUUGAGCCAUAGCUGACCGUAGAUUUGUGGGUCGUUUAUUUUAAAAUGAAAUUAAUAAAAAGUAAUUUACAAGAAGAUAUUUUUUAUAUUAGGACUGGAGACUUUUAGAGGUGGAGGUAAUUUAUACAAGUGGGGAAUUAGUGAAACAUGACAUUUUGGAGUUACAACCACAGACUUUACUCCCAGUGAACUGAUUAAUCCUUAGAUUAAUCCCUUUUUCUGGCCACCUAGCUCCCUUUGCUUGGGAAUGGGGAGGGGGGCCCUUUGCAGUUUGCACAAAGCACAAGCCAGGACAGAGGUGGUUCUGGCCCUGACCACUUCUAAAAGCUUUAAACAGAGGACCUUUCUUGGUCCCAUCUUCACUUUCUCUCUUUGACUUUUCUUAAAGGUGUCAACUAUGCAAUUGCAUCCAUUCCUGGAUUUGUUCAGAGAAGGAGAAUAAUUAUACCUAGCAUCUGGAGUGCUGGUUGAAACUAAUAUUUCUCUACUUGGAGUUUCCUGAGAUGCUUUCUCACCAUACCUGCUCCAAAAUGUACUCCUCCCUGUUUUUAAUUCAAGUUUUCCCCCUAAUACCUAGGGGACAAAGAUAAGGGCUUUCUGCUGGCAGAUGCAGCUGGGGAAUUUUCAUUAAGAAGAGGGGCUCUUUGCUCCACUGUCCAGUGAGGGUGGUUGGGGAGAGGGGGUAUGAAAUUUCUACUACUUGUCAGAGUUGCAUAUAACUAGAUGAAGUUUACCUUUUUUCCUUCCAUUUCUCAGCCACAAAGCCCCUUCUUGUCAGAGUCCGACUUUGCUGUUUUCUGUAACCUUACUGCCUCUGGCUCUUCUGUCUUGGACUCUCUUGAAAAAAUGGUUAUUUGAUUUUAAAUAAGCAAAAGUAUCCAAAGACAAAUGGGGGUGUCUCGGGCACUGGUGGAGAAACUGACCUAGGAAUUUCUAUGCUUCCUCCACCCCACCCCAAUAUUUUUUUUAAUAAUUCCUCUGUCAUCUUCCUGAAAGCUUAUAGUGUGGGUUUGACCUAGAGAGAUGGAGGCAGCUCCAAGAGAAAAAA